Molecule: messenger RNA, 654 nt
Organism: Gastrolobium bilobum
Lineage: Eukaryota; Viridiplantae; Streptophyta; Magnoliopsida; Fabales; Fabaceae
Product: flavonol synthase/flavanone 3-hydroxylase-like
Exons: 3
Coding region: 1-654 (217 amino acids)
Source: RefSeq, a predicted model, not a curated record
AUGUCAACAUCAGUGCCGCCACCAUCAUCACUUCCACCAAACACUCUCACAUGUCAUGAUGUCACCAUCGCACCAACAACUACCACCAUCGCCGCCGGUUCCAUUGGCCAUCAGGAGGUUAAUGAGGAAUACGCCAAGUACCUGCGUGGGGUUGUAGACAAAUUGUUCAAAAGUAUGUCAAUAGGGCUAGGACUUGAAGAACAUGAGUUAAAGGAGGCUGAAGGUGGAGAUGAAAUGAUUCACCGUUUAAAAAUCAACUAUUACCCACCUUGUCCAUGCCCUGAUAUCGUUCUAGGUGUGCCACAGCACACAGACAUGUGCUACAUGACCAUUCUUGUGCCCAACGAGGUGCAGGGUCUUCAAGUCUCUGCGGAUGGUCACUGGUACGAUGUUAAGUAUGUCCCAAAUGCCCUCGUUAUUCACAUUGGCGACCAACUGGAGAUAUUGAGCAAUGGGAAAUAUAAGGCAGUGUUGCACAGAACAACUGUGAACAAAGAAAAGACAAGAAUGUCGUGGCCAGUGUUCAUAGAGCCCCAACCACAUCACGAAGUUGGUCCUCACCCAAAGUUGGUUAACCAGGACAAUCCACCUAAAUACAAGACCGAGAAAUAUAAGGAUUAUGCUUACUGUAAGCUCAAUAAGAUCCCUCAAUAA